Arachis stenosperma is the source of this 883-nucleotide messenger RNA. RefSeq names its product SUMO-conjugating enzyme SCE1-like. Gene Ontology annotation, cellular component: nucleus. NCBI's taxonomy places the organism in Eukaryota, Viridiplantae, Streptophyta, Magnoliopsida, Fabales, Fabaceae. Gene Ontology annotation, molecular function: SUMO conjugating enzyme activity. The record is from RefSeq and is a predicted model, not a curated record. Gene Ontology annotation, biological process: protein sumoylation.
AUGACUAAAGUGGAUUUGUUGCUUGAAAUGUUCCUUUUUUUGAGAAAUUCAUAUCAAACACCCCCAACUGAAAAUACCGGUGGUGCAGGAGAUAUUCAAUAUUCAUCUGUUUUAACUAAUGGCAAAUUGCCAAGUGAUGCUAGUGUCAUCCCCGGAAUUGUGAAACAGAUGUUCGAUAUAUUGGAGGCUCCUAAUGCAGAGCACAACAUGAAAGUAAACUCUAAUGGAGGAUUGGAAAGGGGGCAACUCGCGGAAGAGCGAAAAUCGUGGAGGAAGAAUCAUCCAUAUGGAUUCAUAGCAAAGCCAGAAACAGAAUCAGAUGGGUCUGUGAAUUUGAUGUGCUGGAAAUGCUUUAUUCCUAGCAAGGAAGGAACAGAUUGGGAAGGAGGACACUAUCCCCUGAGCCUUCAAUUCAGUGAGGAUUACCCAGACAAUUCUCCCAGUUGCAAAUUUCCUCACGGGUUCUUACAUCCAAAUGUUUACCCUUUUGGUCUUGUAUGCCUCUCAAUUAUUUGGAAACCAGCAAUUACUGUGAAGCAAAUUCUUGUGAGCAUUCGGGAUUUGCUUGAUAACCCUAAUCCAAGCAGUUCUGCAAAUCAUGAUAUUAACAUCCUUUAUUUGAAGAUGCAGGUCGAGAGGCAUCUCGUUAGGCGUCUGGACUCUUAAAGCGGAGUAGUUACUGGGUUGUUUUGUUAUGCUAUGAUGUAUAUAUAUGUACUUAGUUUCUCUCCGCAUAACUUCCUUUUUGAAUUCUCUUAUAGGUUUAUGGAGAGGCAGGACUGUGUAUAUGAACUUUUGGGUUUUGGAUAUGUAUAUAUAUAUAUAUGUGUAAAUAUUAUCCGGCCAGUCUUGACUUUGCGGGCUGAGUUAGGAGCUUGUUAUU